Molecule: messenger RNA, 2096 nt
Organism: Pogona vitticeps (central bearded dragon)
Lineage: Eukaryota; Metazoa; Chordata; Lepidosauria; Squamata; Agamidae
Source: RefSeq, a predicted model, not a curated record
AUGCCUCCGCGAGGGUCACGUCCAGACGCGUCCCGGCGCGCUUCUUCGCGUCGAACGUUGGAGACGCCGGCGUUCGGGCCGUGGAACGUUGGAGACGCCGGCGUUCGGGCCGUGGAACGUUGGGUCGCCCGGUGCUGGGUUCUUCCUUUUGUUUACCGGGCCAUUGGUUCAAAGCACCUUCCCACCGAUAACAUCAGCUUUGUCCAUUUGGAUUCCCACCCAGACCUUCUUAUACCGGUGAACAUGCCUGCUGAUACUGUGUUUGAUAAAGAAGCUCUGUUUAGUGAGCUAAGUAUUGAAAACUGGAUUAUGCCUGCUGUUUAUGCUGGUCAUUUUUCCCAAGUGGUAUGGCUACACCCUCCUUGGGCUCAACAAAUUGAAGAAGGGACCCAUCAUUUUCUAGUUGGCAAAGACACCUCCACCACUACAGUAAGGGUCACAAGCACAGAUAAUUACUUCCUUUCCGACGGUCUCUAUGUCUCGGCUGAUCAGCUAGAGAAUGAGAAGUCUCUCCAUCUGAGCGUCUGCCUCGUGAAUCCCUCCAAAGCAUCCAGCGACUGGGAGGAAGAAAGCCAAGCUCUGCCUUGUGCUAAGAAACUCAAGUUAAGUGAGGUCAACACAGCUGGUGCUUCAAUCGCCUCUUCAUCGAAGGAUACUGGUGUCGCCCUCACCCACAAGGACACAGAGACACAGGCAGAAGGCUUAGGAGAGGGGCUCUUUGCACAUGAGCGAACUGCCGGCUUGCAGGGUCCUACCGCAUCUUGCUCUUUUGGGAAUCACACCUGCCAAACAACAGAACUUGUUAGACACAUUCUUCAAGUGUUGGAAAAGGCCAGCGCUUACGUGUUAGACAUUGACUUGGAUUUCUUUUCAGUGAAGAAUCCUUUCAAAGAAAUAUACAGUCAGGAAGAAUACAAGAUUUUGAAAGAAUUAUACAGUUUUAAGAAACCUAACAGCACUUCAUCAGAGGAGGAGUUGACUGACUGCGUUGAGAAUCGCAUCCAUCAGCUGGAAGAUCUAGAGGCUGCUUUUGCCGAUCUGUGUGAUGAUGACACUGAAGAGAACCUGGAAAGAUGGGCUUCCAAUCCUGGGAUGAAACCUCUAGUUCAGCUUGUGCAUAGUUUGAAAAAUCGACUGGGGACCCCAGAUUAUGAGAUGGUCCAUCAGGCUGGCCUUACAUGUGAUUACUCAGAAAUUCCCCACCAUGUUAGCACUGAGCAAGAGAUUGAAAGUCUUGUACACUCUGUGAAACAUCUCUUGAAGAAUUUGCCAAAGCCAACCCUGGUGACCAUUGCCCGGUCUAGCUUGGAUGAUUACUGUCCCGCAGACCAAGUUGAGUUCAUACAGGAGAAAGUUUUAGAUCUGCUGAGUUCGGCAUAUGGCACACUGGACAUUCAUCUAGAAUACUCGAAAAAUUCAUGUCCCACUGGGACAGCUUAUUCCCCCACGGCAUGAGCUAUCAGAUUGCUAUCAUGGGAAAAAUAUGGAUAUGAUGAAACUUCUUUUUCUCUUGUCCGUUGUUACCCCCCUGUCACGUCAGUUUUGACUCACAGCAUUAAUUAAUUAAUGAUCUUCAAAAGUUCCUAAUGUUCAUAGGCUCAGGUCUUGGAAAUUUAAAGCUGUGUCUCCCUUUCUUGAGCCAAUCUCUCUCAUGUUAGUUCUUUCUACAUGGAAUGGCAUCCUUGCAAAAGCAAGGACUAUUUCUGAGGAUGGGCUGUGUUUCAGAUACCCAUUGUCCUCACUUUUUCAUUGUGCUUUCCCCCUUUUUUUAGUAAUUGUGCCAAAACAUUUUAAAGGGGUGCAAAAGACACAAUGCAGAAAUAGAAGUACUGUAGUAAUGAUAUAUGUAAAAAAUUCAACCAGAUUUUUUUGCUCCUUUUGUUAUUUACACUUAGUAAAGGUAAAUCAACCAAUUUGUGGCUUAUGUUUAUUUUUUAAAGGGGAAAACUGAUUUGGAAAUAGUGCUUCCUGUAUUUUUGCAGACAAGAGCCAGGCAAGAGUAGGAAGAAGAGAUCACUAGUUUACCGUCUUACGUUGAAAUUAUUUCUCCAGAUUUAGCUGGAAUUCCUGAUUAAAGUUUUCUGUUUUGUUUUCAA